UUUUCGCCUGUUCUUUUUAAGUGACUUAACAUCGCCAUUUUAACUUGGUUUCUUCCUGAACUUUUCAAGGGUUUACGAUUUUCAUUGGUAUUGUGAAUUAAAUCAAUAUGGGUGCUUGUUUGGCAGUGGGUUCCCUUGCCAGUUGUGCCUCCUGUUUGUGCGGCUCGGCCUCCUGCCUCCUGUCAUCAUGCUGCCCUUCAACGUACAACUCCACCAUGAGCCGGCUGGCCUUCUCCUUCCUGCUGCUGCUCGGGACUCUGGUGUCAGUUAUUAUGAUUCUCCCUGGCAUGGAAGAACAUCUUAAAAAGAUUCCAGGUUUCUGCAUGGGUGGCACAACCAUACCUGGCAUAGAGAACAAGGUGAACUGUGACAUCAUUGUUGGCUACAAGUCAGUGUACCGCAUGUGCUUCGCCAUGGCCUGCUUCUUCUUCCUCUUCUCUGUCAUCAUGAUCCGAGUGCGCAGCAGCAAGGACCCCCGAGCUGCCGUCCAAAAUGGUUUCUGGUUCUUCAAGUUCCUGGUGCUGGUUGGCAUAACUGUGGGAGCUUUCUUCAUCCCAGAUGGCAUCUUUAACACAGUGUGGUAUUACUUCGGCAUGGUGGGCUCUUUCAUCUUCAUCAUCAUCCAGCUCAUCCUGCUGGUGGACUUCGCCCAUUCCUGGAACCAGUCUUGGCUGGAGAAGGCAGAGAACGGAAACCCCAAGUGCUGGUUUGCAGCUCUGCUGUCUUUCACCUUUGUCCACUAUGCCCUGGCUUUUGCUGCUGUCGUGCUCUUCUACGUGUUUUACACCAAACCUGACGACUGCACGGAGCACAAGGUCUUCAUCAGCCUCAACUUCAUAUUCUGCAUCAUUGUGUCCAUUGUGGCCAUUCUUCCCAAAGUUCAGGAGGCUCAGCCCAGCUCAGGCCUGCUCCAGGCCUCCCUCAUCUCCCUCUACACCAUGUACAUCACCUGGUCAGCCAUGACCAACAACCCCAACCGGCAGUGUAACCCUAGUCUGUUGAGUUUGGUCCAGCCUAGUAGUCCAACUCCACCACCAGGGCCUGCUCCUCCUGCCCCAGCAAACGUCCAGUGGUGGGACGCACAAGGCAUCGUGGGACUGAUCAUUUUCUUGUUCUGUACUCUUUACGCCAGCAUCCGCUCCUCCAACAACGCCCAGGUGAACAAGCUAAUGCAGACUGAGGAGGGCCAGGGUCUGACUGCUGCCGACGAGGCCGCCACAGGGGAGGACGGAGUCCGACGGGCUGUGGACAAUGAAGAGGAUGGAGUCACCUACAGCUACUCCUUCUUCCACUUCAGCCUCUUUCUGGCUUCUCUCUACAUCAUGAUGACCCUCACCAACUGGUACCAGCCAGAGACCAACUACGACGCCAUGCAGACCACCAUGCCGGCCGUCUGGGUGAAGAUCGGCUCCAGCUGGCUCGGCUUGGCCCUCUACUUGUGGACCCUGGUGGCCCCGCUCGUGCUCCCCGACAGGGACUUCAACUAAAAAUGGUGAAGUCUUUCAACACUGGCUGAUAGCCUCUUGCUGUUUCCACCUAGGGGGGAAGAUAGCUUUAACUUCAGAUAGUUCUGCUUGAAUGUAUGAUUUGCUCACAGAUCCACAUUUAAAAUUGUAAACUGAAAUGAUAAGAAGCUUUGUUUUUGAUUGUAAGACACUGCACGUGUUACCCAAAUGCUGAUUUUUGUGGCUUGAGUUGAAACAUUCAGUUUUGUAGAGUCUGAGUUGAGUUUUAGUCACAAACACCAGUUAUUUGCCUCAGGUUAUUUUCCUCCACUGUUACAAAUAUGAGAAUUAAGAGCACUACAUGCCUUUAUUAGACAAGACCAAAUGAAUCUUAAACUGUAUAUAGGAAAUUUAUAUCUUGGCUUUGUUUCACUACAUUCAGGAUGUCUGUCCUUUUUUCAAUUAUUCCCUUUAAAUCAGUCUGAAAGGUGCUGUCCAAAUGUAAUUCAUCUAGUUAUGCGUUUUUACUGUCUUUUGUUCUAGUGCCCAGUUUAUAACACAAGUGCUUUAUUAUAUUUUUUGCACAAGUUAUUCAGAGGGACCAUUUUUUAAUAUCUUUUUAUGACACUCACUUUUUUGUGUAAAGUUGCUUCAACAUAUGUUCACUUUUCUUUAUUACCAAUAAAGCUGACGUUCUGCUGAAUGUAUUAAUCAGAGUGUAGACAGCAGCUCUGUCCAGCAGGUGGGACUAUUGUCCACCUAUCUACACUGUUCCAAUGUAGGAGACUUGCCAGAUUUCAUGAUUCUGACAUAAAUGGUAUAAGAUCACUAAA
This is a messenger RNA of Lates calcarifer (barramundi perch), 2278 nucleotides long. RefSeq names its product serine incorporator 2 (gene serinc2). NCBI's taxonomy places the organism in Eukaryota, Metazoa, Chordata, Actinopteri, Centropomidae. Gene Ontology annotation, cellular component: membrane. The transcript has 10 exons. Bases 108 to 1487 code for a protein of 459 amino acids. The record is from RefSeq and is a predicted model, not a curated record.